Molecule: messenger RNA, 1147 nt
Organism: Coniophora puteana RWD-64-598 SS2
Lineage: Eukaryota; Fungi; Basidiomycota; Agaricomycetes; Boletales; Coniophoraceae
Product: NAD(P)-binding protein
Exons: 5
Coding region: 139-1038 (299 amino acids)
Biological process (GO): fatty acid catabolic process
Molecular function (GO): 2,4-dienoyl-CoA reductase (NADPH) activity
Source: RefSeq, a predicted model, not a curated record
GUCGUCCAGGUCUCGUUCUCAUCCUUACACCUACCCACCGACGUCCAACGCCUUCGAUACCACCUACACGCCUCUCAGUUUGUCAGCUUUACUCGCAACUGUCUUAAGAACCGAUAUACACAAAACACAUCCAACGCAAUGGCUCCAACACAAUACAUAGCGCCCGUGACGGACUCGACCGCCAUCUUUCGGCAAGACCUCUUCAAGAGCAAGGUCCUCUUCUGCACGGGUGGUGGCUCUGGGAUAUGUAAGGCAAUGACAGAGGCUAUUAUGCGACAUGGCGCGAACGCCGUGAUCGUUGGGCGCAAACUUGAACGUCUCACCGAAUCCGCCACCCAGCUCUCUAAGGCGACCGGGUCGCAGUGCAUUGCCGCACAGGCGGACGUGCGCCAGCCUUCGCAGCUCAAGGACGCUGUUGCGAAGACGAUUGAGAAGUUCGGCCGGAUCGACUUCGUCAUCUGCGGUGCAGCAGGCAACUUCCUCGCGUCCAUUGAUGGCAUGUCGGAGAACGCGUUCAAGACAGUCAUGGAAAUCGACACUCUCGGCACAUUCAACACCGUGAAAGCGACCCUCCCACACAUCCGCGCCUCGCACGGCUCUUAUAUCCACGUGAGCGCAACGCUGCACUGGAAGGGCACGCCCUACCAGGUCCACGUCUCCGCCGCAAAGGCAGGCGUCGACGCUCUCUCGGCCGUGCUCGCCGUUGAGGAGGGCCCUCGGGGCGUGCGCUCGAACGUCAUCGCGCCCGGGCCGAUCGGAGAGACGGAGGGCAUGAGUAGGCUGUCGGCCUAUCCCAAAGAGGGAGGGGAGAAGAAGGAGGUGCAGGCGAACAGCCGGUAUCCUCUCGGACGGAUCGGCAACCUCAAGGACGUCGCCAACGCAGCCGUCUUCUUCUUCAGCCCUGCUGCGGAGAACAUUAGUGGCCAAGUCAUUGCCAUUGAUGGUGCGUUCGAGCACCUCCGCUCGUUCCAGCUGCCGUACCCGCAGGCGCUACUCGAUCCGGAGAGCAUCAAGCAUAUGAUCAAGCCGCGGUUGUAGGUUUUACAUAUCAGGGAUCUAUAUUUUAAGGAGCGACUAUGUUCCGUAUUUAUAAAGGUUUGCCUGAGACCAAUGGAAUGCGCUCGCAUGUAAAGCACGAGGCCCUUGC